This is a messenger RNA of Papaver somniferum (opium poppy), 816 nucleotides long. RefSeq names its product protein MAINTENANCE OF MERISTEMS-like. The coding region runs from base 1 to 816 and encodes 271 amino acids. The transcript is spliced from 3 exons. NCBI's taxonomy places the organism in Eukaryota, Viridiplantae, Streptophyta, Magnoliopsida, Ranunculales, Papaveraceae. The record is from RefSeq and is a predicted model, not a curated record.
AUGGCGAUAACUCCCGAUGAUGCUCAACAAAUUCUAGGCUCCAGGUUGAUGGAAAAGAAGUCACUGAGGGAUUCGGUUGAGACAGAGUCUGUUCUUGAGAUGAAGGAUGGUCGUCUAAGCAAGAAGUUUAAUUUGAAGAAGUUGAGGGACAAAUUGUGGGAGGCAAAGAAAAUAUUUGAUAAGGAAGGAAGGGUGAACCCAGUGCGAAUCAAUGCUAUUGCGUCAUCUUAUUUGUUAUACGUCCUGGGCAAAUGUAUCUUCCCCGACAGUUCCGGAAGCUUGGUCGAGGCCAGUUACUUGCAACUAUCGGAUGCCUUAGAUAAGAUGCGUGAGUUUUCUUGGGGUAGUGCGGAGGUCGCCUUCUUGAACAAUGAGUUGGGAAAAUGUUCUAGGGCACUCACUAAGCAAGUUUGGAUAUAUGAGAACUUCCCUUCUUUGUUCAAAACCAACUCCUACGUCAAAGUGGAUGAGAGUGUUGCGGUUGAUAAGCCAAGAGCGCAAAGGUACAGUUUUAAGGGUACUCAGGAUAAGAAAAUGCCGCAACAACUUAUCAAACUCCGAAACGCCAUCGACAAAUUGACUGCGGAGGAGGUGAUAUUUGAUCUGUAUCGAGAUGCUAGAAAUCAAGGUUUAAUCCAAAGUAGAGAUGGAGUUGCUGCAUUAUACUAUGGACCCUUGAUGACUACGUUUGAUGGAUAUUCAAUGUACGAUCCACAUCGGGUAAUGCGACAAUUGGGUUAUGUCCAUGAAGAACCUCAUUUCGAUGAAGAAAAGCCGUUCUUUACUUUGAAAAUGGCUGAAUGCACCACGUCCUAA